Molecule: messenger RNA, 4977 nt
Organism: Phascolarctos cinereus (koala)
Lineage: Eukaryota; Metazoa; Chordata; Mammalia; Diprotodontia; Phascolarctidae
Gene: VAV3
Product: vav guanine nucleotide exchange factor 3
Biological process (GO): intracellular signal transduction; regulation of GTPase activity; cell migration
Cellular component (GO): cytoplasm; plasma membrane
Molecular function (GO): protein binding; guanyl-nucleotide exchange factor activity
Source: RefSeq, a predicted model, not a curated record
UCCUGAGCUCUGUAGGGCAUGGAGCCUUGGAGACAAUGCGCUCAGUGGCUCAUCCAUUGCAAGGUGCUGCCCGCCAACCACCGGGUGACCUGGGACUCUGCCCAGGUGUUUGACCUGGCUCAGACCCUCCGCGAUGGAGUCUUGCUCUGCCAGCUGCUCAACAACCUGAAGGGUCACUCCAUCAAUCUCAAGGAGAUCAACCUGAGGCCCCAGAUGUCCCAGUUUCUGUGCCUGAAGAACAUAAGAACCUUCCUAACAGCUUGUUGUGAGACAUUUGGGAUGAGGAAAAGUGAACUCUUCGAGGCCUUUGACUUGUUUGAUGUUCGGGAUUUUGGAAAGGUCAUAGAAACACUGUCAAGACUUUCUCGUACACCUAUUGCAUUGGCCACAGGAAUUAGACCAUUCCCUACUGAAGAAAGUGUCAACGAUGAAGAAAUAUACAAAGGCCUUCCUGACUUAAUAGAUGAAACUCGUGCAGAUGAUGAAGAAGACUUGUAUGACUGUGUUUAUGGAGAAGAUGAAGGGGGAGAAGUGUACGAAGACCUAAUGAAGGCUGAAGAAGCCCAGCAGCCGAAGUGUCUGGAAAAUGACAUACGAAGCUGUUGCCUUGCAGAGAUCAGACAGACAGAAGAGAAGUAUACAGAAACAUUGGAGUCAAUAGAAAAAUAUUUCAUGACACCACUGAAAAGAUUUCUGACAGCUACAGAGUUCGAUACUGUCUUCAUCAACAUUCCUGAACUAGUGAAAGUUCACCGAAGCCUGACACAAGAGAUUAAUGACUCCAUUGUCAAUAAAAAUGACCAGAAUUUAUAUCAAAUUUUCAUUAACUACAAGGAAAGAUUGGUUAUUUAUGGGCAGUACUGCAGCGGAGUGGAGUCAGCCAUCUCUGGUUUAGACUUUAUUUCUAAGACAAAAGAAGAUGUCAAGUUGAAACUCGAGGAAUGUUCCAAGAGGGCCAACAACGGGAAAUUCACUCUACGAGAUUUACUUGUUGUUCCUAUGCAGAGGGUUCUGAAGUAUCAUCUCCUGCUCCAGGAACUGGUGAAACACACGACUGAUCCCACUGAGAAGGCAAACCUCAAACAGGCCCUUGAUGCAAUGAAGGACUUGGCACAAUAUGUAAACGAGGUGAAGAGAGAUAAUGAGACCCUCCGUGAAAUAAAACAGUUUCAGUUAUCCAUAGAGAACUUGAAUCAGCCUGUCUUGGUGUUUGGAAGACCUCAGGGAGAUGGGGAAAUCAGGAUAACAACCCUAGACAAACAUACCAAACAAGAAAGGCACAUCUUCUUGUUUGACUUGGCGGUCAUCGUGUGCAAAAGGAAAGGUGAUAACUAUGAGAUGAAGGAAAUAAUAGAUCUUCAGCAAUACAAAAUUGCCAAUAACCCUACAACUGACAAAGAAAACAAAAAGUGGUCUUAUGGCUUCUACCUCAUCCAUACACAAGGACAAAAUGGACUGGAAUUCUAUUGCAAAACAAAAGAUUUGAAGAAAAAAUGGCUUGAGCAGUUUGAAAUGGCACUAUCUAACAUAAGGCCAGACUAUGCCGACUCCAACUUUCAUGACUUCAAAAUGCACACCUUCACGCGGGUUACAUCCUGUAAAGUCUGCCAGAUGCUCCUGAGAGGAACAUUUUAUCAAGGCUAUUUAUGUUUCAAGUGUGGCGCCAGAGCACACAAAGAAUGUUUAGGAAGAUUAGACAAUUGUGGCAGAGUUAAUUCAGGUGACCAAGGGACGCUCAAACCUGAGAAACCACCUAAUGGACUUCGAAGAGUCCCCAGACAAGUGGAUCCAGGCCUACCGAAGAUGCAGGUCAUUAAGAAUUACACUGGAACCCCACAACCUCCACAACACGAAGGACCUCCUUUGCACAUCCAAAUAGGGGACACGGUGGAGCUUUUGAGAGGAGAUGCCCAUAGCUUAUUUUGGCAGGGACGGAACUUAGCAUCAGGGGAAAUUGGCUUCUUUCCUAGUGAAGCAGUUAAACCUUGUCCAUGUGUUCCCAAACCAGUAGACUACUCUUGCCAGCCAUGGUAUGCAGGAGCAAUGGAAAGACUGCAGGCAGAGACUGAACUUAUUAAUCGGGUAAAUAGUACUUAUCUUGUGCGACACAGGACCAAAGAGUCAGGAGAAUACGCAAUUAGCAUUAAGUACAAUAAUGAAGCAAAACACAUCAAGAUUUUAACAAGAGAUGGCUUUUUCCACAUUGCAGAAAAUAGGAGAUUUAAAAGUUUAAUGGAACUUGUCGAGUACUAUAAGCAUCAUUCUCUUAAAGAAGGCUUCAGAACUUUAGAUACUACUCUUCAGUUUCCUUACAAGGAGCCUGAAAAUUCAGCUGGACCGAGGGGUAAUAGAGCAAGCGGCAACUUGUUGAGCCCCAAAGUUCUGGGCAUAGCUAUUGCACGAUAUGACUUUUGUGCGAGAGACAUGAGAGAGCUGUCUUUGUCCAAAGGUGACAUGGUGAAAAUUUACACAAAAAUGAGUGUAAAUGGCUGGUGGAGGGGAGAAGCAAAUGGAAGGGUGGGCUGGUUUCCAUCAACUUAUGUGGAAGAGGAUGAAUGACUUCAAUCCUAAUUUUGCAGUCUGGACCAGAAAUUUCAGGGACAAGCGAUGAACAAAAAUCCACAAAGCAUUAUGAACUGAUUGAAGUAUUUGAAAAGCUGCAUUUCUGGCUAAUCAACAUCCUUCCUCCUCCUGUCUUCUCCAGUCUUAAUGUUGGGAUUUCUAAAGAUGCUCGUACUGACAGAUUAAUGACUUGCUGAGAGCUGGGCAAGAAACAACCUGCCAGUCUGUCAUCAUCAGGGACCAGUGAAAAGCCAAAACCUUCUCUUCCCAGAAGAACUCAGCAAAUACAUUUCUUUAUGUUUCCUUUCACUUUCUUUCACAGGCCAUUGUCCAUGCCAGUCAUUAGUAAAUGUUUAAUGCACCUUUACUCCUCCCCACUCCUGGCUCAUCACACCCCUCUUCCCUUCCCUAGUCAUUGAAAUCUUUGAUGGUACAAAGAACUAGAGCCUUUUACCUAUCAUAGCACAAAGAAAAAUGAGAGUUCUGUCAUAUAGGCCACUUAUGGGAACGGUUUAGUGUCAUUUGUCUCAAAAUUUCAAGUGAGGCUACUUACUCCAUCACAAACACAUUUGUCUGACAAAUCUUCCUGGUAGAAAUACAAGUGAAAACUUCUAAGUUUUCUCUCAGUUCUGUGUAGAGUUUGAGAUGUUUGAACUGAUGUCUUUUUACUCCUUGCCUUGGCAAGUGAUUGUUCUUGAAAACUGAAUUUUUUUUUUUAAAAAAGAACCUUAUUACUAAGUCCAGAAAACUAUUUGUGAUUUUGUAAGGUGGUUGUGGCAACUUUGGACUGAAGUUUCUGAGGAAAACUUGGCUCAGCAUCUGUAGGUGGCUGCUAGCCAGAUGAUCACAGUGUAUGUUUACAUGAGCCAGAUCAAGGGCUAUAUUGUUAAAUAUGUCACUUCUUCACAAACACCACCUACAGACUUUUUUUUUCUCUCUCCCUCUCUCUUCCCCUCCCCCAAAUCUGGGGCAUAUAUUACACUGUUCCUCCAUUACUUCCAAUUCAAAAGACUGAAAGUUUGUGCCAAUAGCACAAACCCUUCUAUUGUAGUUUCUAGAAGAAGGGCAAUGUAACUGUGGCUUUCAUUCCCAUUCAUGUCUCUGAAUUUCAAGACUAGACAAAGACCCACCCAAGGUUUUCCAAGGAUAGCUCACUGUGGGGCUCAAGGCUUCUCCCAGUUGUCUUCCAAUUUGGGGGCUCUUUCUGGUCACACAAUGGCACCUAAAUGAUAUUAACUGAUUGGCAGAACAGUCAGCUUAUUGGUUUGAUUGCACCUCUUCUAUGAUGGUAAUAGAAAUGAUUAUUCUUUGGUGCUGUGUCAGUUCAUACGUACAUAUGCAUAUAUAUGUGUGUGUAUAUACAUAUGUAUAUAUUUACAGACACAUAUGUGCAUCUACAAAUGCGCACAUAUGUGUCUGUAAGUAUAUACACAUGUGUGUAUAUGUAUACACACACACACACAUAUCCCUCUUGUUACCAGAUUCUACCUAUCUCUUGUUAUUUGGAUAAAGAGGACCACAUCAUACACAUUUUGAAAGCAUUUGCUUCUUGCAAAGAAUGUAGAUAUUUUAGCGUUAGCUGAAUCUAAUUGAGAGCAUUCAGAAAAGAAAAUUGGGAUCACCUCUGAAAUGAAGCAAUCAUGAUGUAAUCCCCCAUAGUUACAUGUAGGAAAACCCUGUGCACACUGAAAGAGAUGCAUUGAUCUGGGUGGAUUUGAAGUUUCUCAUAUAGGAUAGAUUCAGGAAGUUUACCUCAGAAUUAUGUAAACUGUGAUUGUGUUUAAAAAAAAAAGUAUUGUGUGAUGGCACCAGUUCGUGUAUUUGUCAAUGUGGACAUGAGCACUAGACUGUAUUUUGUAAGAUGAUUCGUACAGUAAAAUUACCUGGCAGGAUGUUUUCUUCAACCAUGUUCUGUGAUGCCUAAUGUAGCAUCAGCCACCACCACGGGUCAAUGGUGUGUCUUCGUUUCACUCUCAGCAGAGCGUUGUGGUAGAGGGAGCAACGGAGCAUAUGGGUCCCAGGUUUUGGCAUGGGCUUCUUUCGGCAAGUUGGCCCACUUCUUAAAACCAACCUCUGCUCUUCUUUUUUCAUUUUGCCCGUGUGGAAACUUGCCCAGAAGACUGGGGUAUUAAACCGUGCUGGGACCCCGUUUUUCAUAAGAUACCGGUUGCACCCUUCUUUGUCUGUGUUGAAUGCCCUGUAUUGGAAAAGUUAAAUGCUGCAGAUUCACAUGCAUUUCUAAUACCAAAGACAUGACUCCAGGCUAUCGAGUCACCAGUCACUGCUUCCCCUGUGCUUUUGUCUUGCCUGGAUGCAGCUCUUGCUGUCACACCGUAAAUCUCAUCAGUAGUGCUUAAAAGUUUGUAAUAUUUUGUAAAUAUGUCGAUAUAAUAAAGUAGUUACAACUUGUAUUAA